Messenger RNA from Centruroides sculpturatus (bark scorpion), 1497 nucleotides. Its product is annotated as peptide transporter family 2-like. The coding region runs from base 1 to 1467 and encodes 488 amino acids. The record is from RefSeq and is a predicted model, not a curated record. Lineage: Eukaryota; Metazoa; Arthropoda; Arachnida; Scorpiones; Buthidae. Gene Ontology annotation, molecular function: dipeptide transmembrane transporter activity. The transcript is spliced from 15 exons. Gene Ontology annotation, cellular component: membrane. Gene Ontology annotation, biological process: transmembrane transport.
AUGUUAAAUUCUUCUCAACUGAACCAAACAGAAAUUGCCAAAGUUCAUUGUUUUGAAGAAUCGACUUGUUAUCCUUUAGCCUUUGGAUUUAAUUUGAUUAUACUAGCAUUAGCAUUAGUUUGUUUUCUGAUUGGACAUCCUAUGUAUAAAAUGAAUCCUCCUUCUGGCACCGUACUAUCAAAGGGAGUUAAAUGCACAAUACAUGCAGUCGUAAGGAAGAUUAGACUGAGGAAAGUGGUAAUCAAGGAGCAUUGGUUGGAUUAUGCGGAUGAUAAAUUUGAUGCGCAAUUAAUCUUCGAUAUUAAAAUACUACUUCGAGUUGUAUUGAUAUAUCUACUCCUACCGAUGAUUUUGGCUCUUUUCUUUUUAAGGUUUUCUAGUUUCAUACUGCAAGCAACCAAGCUAAACAAUCGAGUUUUAGGAUUUGAGAUUGAAGCGGAUCAAAUUCAAGUACUAGUUCCAUUGUUAAGCAUUUCAUUAAUCCCUAUUCUCGAGUACAUCGUAUAUCCUAUCUUCAAUAAAUGUAAUUUGUUAACAAGUUCCUUGCAGAAAAUCAUUGUGGGAGGCAGUUUAAUGGCAUUAUCAUAUUUAAUUGCAGCUUAUCUACAGUUGUCAUUAGAGAAACAUCUAUUAAACUGUGAUGCCAAGUAUCGCCUUACUAUCGUAAAUUACACUCCGUGUGACGUAAGUGUAGAAACUCCAAUUAAUUCAUUGGCUACGAAUGAUAAUCAGGUUAAAGAAAAAAUUACUGAAGAUGAUUUCGUUCGUGGUUUAAAUAUAAUUGCCACCAACUGUACGCUACAGGAAGAAAAAAUAAAUUUCCAUUUAUAUAGCAACAUCUCAGAAACAACAGUUAUUUUCAAUAUUCGUGGAAUUAAUCCAACUAUAAAUACGAAAGUUUUACCUGUACCCCAAAUCAAUAUUAAAUACGGAAUGAACGUAUCUUUGGAUAAUUCACCUCUUCUGUUAAAAAAUAAGACGUCAAUAAGAAAUUCUCACAUGACAGACAGAUAUACAGACGUUAUGAACAUUAAUAUUAAAAGUGGAAAUAUCUGCAAAGUUAUAGCAUUUGAAGAUCAAAAUGGAAUGUUGAAAUGGCAACACGAAGAUUUAUUACAAUGCAAUUCUUUAUCCAUCUUGCUUCAAAUACCUCAAUACACUUUACUGGCAGCAGGAGAGGCUAUGUUCUACAUUAGUGCUAUGGAAUUUGGAUAUAGUGAAGCUCCAACCAGUAUGAAAUCCAUCAUUCAAUCAUGUUUUUUCCUUGAUUCGGCAUUGGCGAAUUUCAUGAUUCUUAUUGUUCAGCAAAUGAAAUUCUUAGGUAAAGAGUCUCAUAAAUUAUUCAUUUAUUUUGGACUGGCUGUUUUAGAUAUUAUGGUCUUAAUACUUGUAGCUUAUAAAUAUAAAUAUAGAAACUAUGUUAUACUAUCUAAAACUCCGUCAACGAAUGAAGAUAUUGUAAAUUAAUAUUCAAUCAAUGUACAGUACUGUAAUUCA